AUGUCUCGUAGUUCGUGGUUUGGUUUCUCUUAUGGUGAACAAAGUUUUGCUGAACAAAAUAAUAAUGAUAAUACUUUAUCAUCAAAAAAAACCACAGACUCGCAAAAUAAUGAUGAUAAUUUGUCUUCUUCAUCUUCUUUAAAAGAACUGGGAUGUUCAGAAAAUAUAAUAAGUGAAACCGCCUCGGAUACAUCGACAACUACUUUAGUAGAACUUUCCUCGACAACAACAAAUAACUGUCAAACUUCUAAUGCUAUACCGAUACCAAAAAAUCAAAACAGCCGAGUUAAAAGUUAUGAUGAACAGAAAAAUAGAUCUUAUUCCUCUCUUAAAAGUUGGUGGUCAACUUCUUCAUCUUCAUUAAAUCAAAAAGAACAGACAACAAUGUCAAUACCGAAUACUAUUAUACAAAACAAUUUAACAGAAGAAAAACAUAAAACAUUAACAGUUUCAAAUACGCUGACAAAUCUUAAUAAUGAUAAAUCUAGGUCUGUUAGACAUGAUAAACAACUUUUAAGACAGGAUAAUGGAUCAUCUAUUAGUAUACUUACACCUAUAAACGAAAUUGGUCCAAAUGAAAAGAAACUUUUACAACCUAUUGAAGUAGAAAUGACGGGAUCAAAUUCGCAAGAGAUUGGACAAAAGAAAUCAAGAGCAUCAUCCAAUUCAGAUACGGAUAACGUAGAUAAAAAUUCUACAUAUGUUGGAAAGAUUUCAGAUGCAAAAUUAUCAUCAUCAUAUUCUUCAAUGUCAUCAACAACUUCUUCAAGAGGUUGGUGGAUGUUUGGUGGCAAUUACACUUCUUCACGUGAAGAUAUCGCUUCCAACAAUUUAACUAGUUCUAACUCGACUAAGCCUGAAACUAUAAUAAGUACUAGAUUAACAUCUGAACCAACUCAGUUAAAUACAGAAAAUAAACAGACGCAUCAUAUUUCUAUAAAUUCUAAAAAUUCAAAUAUAACAAAUCACAUUUUAUCAACAACGUCUGAUGAUGGAAAUUCAACGUCAAAUGGAAGCUCAAGAAGAGUCAAGAAAAAGUUAUCGUCUGAAAUACGACGAUGGUCAUUAUUUGGUACAUGGUCGCCUUCAACAACAAACUUGGAGAUAACUAGUGAAGGUGAAAGUAGUAAGACCGCUGGUGAGGCUGAUAAUUCAAAAUCAAACAUUCAUUCAUUAUCAUCGAGACCCUCAUCAACAAAGUCUGAGCCCACUACUUCCUCAAAUAAUGUUAAUGUUAACCCUUCAAGAAAAGGCUCAAGUAAAGAAGAGGAACAGUGCGAACAUUCAUUCAAAGAUUCCGAGAAUAAGAAUAAUAAAAAUUCACCAAGUAGUCAUAAACGGCCAACUAAUCCAAUUAUUCAAACUUUACCUGACAAUAGGUCUUCUUGGUUGUAUUUUUUCACAAAUACUUCGAAUACUCAAUCUAAAAGCGCAAGAAUUGAAAAGGCAUCCGAUAGAAAAAUGAUUACAAACGGUUGUUCUUCACACCCUGUGGAGAAGGAACCGGAAAUUGAAAUUACGGCAAAGGAUUCAAAAACUUCUCACAAAAUGUCCACAACUGUUGAAGUUGAGAAAAAAGUUUUAGUGGAUUCAUCAAGCGCUAGUUUACCGCCAAAGCUAAAACCCGUACCUGUCAAUGUUUUAUUACCCACUUUUGAGGAAUUUGCAGAAAAUAAGCCUCGCAGACAUCCGGAUUCAAUUAUACAGAAAACUUUACAUGCUAUAAACACUUAUUUCUUUCCUCCUGAUAGAUUACCUGAAAGUACUCUUCCAAAGUGGUUGGACGAAAUAACUCGUUCUACCGUCGAUGUUAAACGCAUUGCAAUUAUCGGAGUUCAUGGAUGGUUUCCAGCAAAAUCUUUAAGAGCUGUUUUUGGUGAACCCACAGGCACUUCACCAAAAUUCUGUGAUAUGAUGGCAAAAGCUGUUCUAGGCUAUUUAUCACAACAUGGAAAUAUUCUUCCAAGUGAUUCAAUUACUUGCAUUCCACUUGAAGGUGAAGGGACUAUAUCUACUCGAGAAGAAUUGCUUCAUCAGAAUUUGACAAAAAACAAAUCAUGGUGCGAAGCUUUAUCUUUGGCAGAUGUCGUAUUUGUCGCAACUCACUCACAAGGUACACCCGUAAGCACUAUACUCCUUUCUCGGCUCAUCAAAGAAGGAUUCGUUCAUCCUAAACGACAACGUAUUUGUAUGUUGGCAAUGGCUGGUAUUUCGCAUGGACCUUUCCCAUUUUUAAAGGAAAAUUAUAUAGUAAAAUAUUUUGUUGGUGCUGGUCGUAGUCAUGAUGCAGAUGCUGCCAGGGAAUUAUUUGAAUUUAUGGAUUCAGAGAGUCUCGUGUCCAAAAAAUAUAGGGAAGCAUUGAAUGUAAUAAUUCGGAGUGGAGUUAAGCUUGUAUACGUUGCUUCUAUGGACGAUCAAGUAGUACCAUUAUAUUCCGGUAUUUUUUCUGGAGUUGAUCAUCCAUCAAUUAUGCGUUCAAUUUACAUCGAUGGUCCUUUGUAUCAACCCAACGAUUUCUUGACAAAUCUAAUUGUGUUCGCAAUUCGGUUGCGUAAUGCAGGAAUCUUAGAUCAUGGGUUGAUGGUUCAAUUAAGUGAAGUUGUUGCUGGUUCCAUGUAUGGAGAAGGUCAUUCGGCAUUAUACAAUGAAAUUAAUGUGUAUACUUCGGCAGUUCGUUAUUUGUUUGAAACGCCAUCACUUAGUUCUUUUAAUGUCAAACUUGAACGUUUCCAAGCUCAGCAGAAAAAUAACCCAUAUUAUUUACCAUGGGCUAUGCGUGGGAUUUUAGAGGACAGAGGAGUUUUAGAAUCAAAUAAAUUUGCACAUGAUAUACUAAGAUUACGAAAACAAUAUGAAGAUUGGGAACCUGUUACAAAGGUAAUGAAAGAUGUUAAAUUCCGAUUAGAACCAUUGAAAGAUGCAAUUUUAAGAAGAUCCAAGUUAUGA
Molecule: messenger RNA, 2946 nt
Organism: Funneliformis geosporum
Lineage: Eukaryota; Fungi; Glomeromycota; Glomeromycetes; Glomerales; Glomeraceae
Source: the annotation of a GenBank genome assembly